Messenger RNA from Drosophila subobscura, 6383 nucleotides. RefSeq names its product homeotic protein spalt-major. Gene Ontology annotation, biological process: regulation of transcription by RNA polymerase II. The coding region runs from base 663 to 4997 and encodes 1444 amino acids. The record is from RefSeq and is a predicted model, not a curated record. NCBI's taxonomy places the organism in Eukaryota, Metazoa, Arthropoda, Insecta, Diptera, Drosophilidae. Gene Ontology annotation, molecular function: RNA polymerase II cis-regulatory region sequence-specific DNA binding; DNA-binding transcription factor activity, RNA polymerase II-specific. The transcript is spliced from 4 exons. Gene Ontology annotation, cellular component: nucleus.
UCGACGCGCCACAUCGAACGAGCAACAACGCUCAGAUACAAAGAUACGUUCGUUCGUUCGCUCGCGACCAGCGACAGAUUCCGAGAGCAGCGUUGCGUAUGACGCGUGAAUCGCGUAGAGUUUAUUCCCACACUUCCCCCACAAUAAACGCGUAGCAGUGCAGUGUCACACAUCCAUCCAUCCAUCCAUCUAUCCAAACAUCCAGCGAUGACAGUGCCCGGGCAGCUUUGAGAUCAGCGAUCGAGACCACAGAGAGAGCGAUCGAGAGCAGCGGCAAGGCAAGGCGGAUCCGCCGACGGCAAAACGAUAAAGUGAACGCGGCUCAGCUGGCAGUUGCGGUGCAGCCACAACAAUAACAAUAACAAUAACAAUAACGAUCGCAACGGUAACGGUUAACGGUGAACGGUGAACAUGGAGCGAGUCCUGCGCGCAUGACAAGCAAAAAGUCGCCGAGAUCCCGCCCGGUCCUGGGACAGAGGCCUGUCAAAAUAUUAGAGUACUCCCCCGCCCCACACACACAACCCCCCUACAUAAAACAGUGCAAUGAUCAAAAGUUAACAAACAAAUAAACAAAACAAAAAGGAUACAAAGUCAAAAAGAGAGCGAGAGAAGAGAGUGAGGAGCGGCAGCGAAAGUGCUUAACGGUCACAAAAGUUCCCUUGAUGAAAAAUCACCUGUCCAACGUGCUGUGUGCAAUGCGUAGUGACUUCAAGGAUAAUCACCAGGAGACCAUCAAUAAAAUGAUACAAUUUGGCACCGUGAAAUAUGGCAUUGUCAAACAGCUGAAGGAUCGCGCUCGAAGCGCCGACAAAGAUACUGGCAGCGAUCAGGAGGAGAAUGGAGCCUGCUCGCCACUGACCACGGCCACGACGACAGCCAGUCCCGAGCCCGAGGAGGAACAGGAGCAGCAGCAGCAGCAGCAGCAGGAGGAAGCUGAGCAAAGAGCGGCAGAGCAGAUCGAUGAGGAGGAGCAGCCCAUUGAGGAUAACAACAACAAAGUGGUCAUGACCAAGCCCAGCUCAGAGCUGGAGCUGGAGCACUCCCACUCCCACUCCGAGUCCCAGUCCAGGCCACAGUCGCCCUCGGUCAACACAGAGGAGGCAGCGACGGCGGCCAGUCCGGCAGCUGUGGCGCCCGAGAAGGACCUCGAAGUGGACGUGGAAAUGCCAGAGACGAGAACCUCGGCAGCGGCAGCCACUGGGGAGGAGCCUGCGGUGGGUGUGGGCGCCACGCCCGUGACCCUGGAGGCCAUUCAGAACAUGCAAAUGGCCAUUGCCCAGUUCGCGGCCAAGACCAUUGCCAACGGCUCGACGGGGGCGGACAAUGAGGCGGCCAUGAAGCAGCUGGCCUUCCUGCAGCAAACGCUCUUCAAUCUGCAGCAGCAGCAGCUCUUCCAGAUUCAGCUCAUCCAGCAGCUGCAGUCGCAGUUGGCGCUGAACCAGGCCAAGCAGACGGAGGAGGACGCAGACGAGGAGGAGGAAGGGGAAGGGGAAGCGGAAGCGGAGGACGUGGAGCCGGAGGAGGAGACGGACACGUACGAGGAGGAGGAGCGCAUCGCGGACAUGGAACUCAGGCAGAAGGCGGAGGCACGCAUGGCCGAGGCCAAGGCCCGGCAGCACCUGAUCAACGCUGGAGUUCCGCUCCGCGAGUCCUCCGGCUCCCCAGCGGAGUCCUUGAAGCGUCGCAGGGAACAGGAGCAGCAGCAGCAGCAGGAGGAGGAGGAGGAGGAAGCUGCUGCCAUGCGGCGACCCCCCAGCAGUCGUCGCCUGAGCGCGGAGCUGGUCCACAAGGAGAGCGCCCAGGAGGCGCUGGCCAAGCUCAAGGACAUGGAGAACAUGCCGCUGCCCUUCGGCUCCGACCUGGCCUCCAGCAUCAUCACGCACCACGACGAUCUGCCGGAGCCCAACUCCCUCGAUCUGCUGCAGAAGCGCGCCCAGGAGGUGCUCGACUCGGCCUCGCAGGGCAUCCUGGCCAACAACAUGGCCGACGACUUCGCCUUCGACAAGUCCGGCGAGGGCAAGAGCCGCAAUGAGCCCUUCUUCAAGCACCGCUGCCGCUACUGCGGCAAGGUCUUCGGCUCCGACUCCGCCCUGCAGAUCCACAUUCGCUCCCACACGGGCGAGCGGCCCUUCAAGUGCAACGUCUGCGGCAGUCGCUUCACCACGAAGGGCAACCUCAAGGUGCACUUCCAGCGGCACGCCCAGAAGUUCCCCCACGUGCCCAUGAAUGCCACGCCCAUACCGGAGCACAUGGACAAGUUCCAUCCGCCGCUGCUGGACCAAAUGUCGCCCACGGACAGCUCGCCCACCCACUCCCCAGCGCCGCCCCACGCUCCCACGGGCUGUGGCUCCGCUGCUGCCCCGCCCACCGCCAUGCCCGCCUUCCCUGGCUUGCAGGGCCUGUACCGCCCGCCCAUGGAGAUUCUGAAGUCUUUGGGCGCCGCCGCUGGAGGCCCUCAUCCGUUCUUCCCGCAGAUGCCAGGCUUGGGCGCCUCCAGCGACAUGCCCACGGACCUGCGCAAGUCCUCGGGUCCGAGUUCGCCGCGCCAGGAGCAGGAGCAGGAGCAGGAGGAUGAGGAGAUGUCUGGUCGCAUGCCUGUGAAGACAGAGCUCAUGGAGGAGGACAAGGAGGAGGCGGCGGAUGCCUCCGCCAACGAACGCGAGGAAGCGGAACCCGAGCCGCAGCCACUGCCGCUGGAGGUGCGCAUCAAGGAGGAGCGCCUCGAGGAGGAGCAGCAGCAGUCCCAGCAGCAGCAGGAGGAGGAAGCGGAGCAGCAGCUGGAGGUGCGCCGCACACCGUCGCCGAGAGUGCGAUCCCCGCCAGUGAAUCAUCAUCGCAGCCAUCACCAUCAGCAGCAGCAGCAGCACCAUGGACAUCAUGGCCAUCACGGCUAUCCGCCGGUGGUGCAGCCCAUCCAGCCACCCGCGCUGAUGCACCCACAGCAGCCUUCGCCCGGCUCCCAGUCGCAUCUGGACCAUCUGCCCACGCCGGGCCAGCUGCCGCCCAGCAUGCCACAUCGCGAGGACUUCUUCGCGGAGCGUUUCCCCCUCAACUUCACGACCGGGAAGACGCUCUCGCCGGAGCACAACUCGCCCAUCCGCUCCCCCGCCCAUGCCCAUGCCCAUGCCCACGGACAUCCGCACCACGCCCACAUGGCGCGUUCGCCCUUCUUCAACCCGAUCAAGCACGAGAUGGCCGCGCUGCUGCCGCGGCCCCACAGCAACGACAACUCGUGGGAGAACUUCAUCGAGGUGUCCAACACCUCGGAGACCAUGAAGCUCAAGGAGCUGAUGAAGAACAAGAAGAUCAGCGACCCCAACCAGUGCGUCGUCUGCGACCGCGUCCUGUCCUGCAAGAGCGCCCUGCAGAUGCACUACCGCACGCACACGGGCGAGCGGCCCUUCAAGUGCCGCAUCUGCGGCCGCGCCUUCACCACGAAGGGCAACCUCAAGACGCACAUGGCGGUGCACAAGAUCCGGCCGCCCAUGCGCAACUUCCACCAGUGCCCGGUGUGCCACAAGAAGUACUCGAACGCCCUCGUCCUGCAGCAGCACAUCCGCCUGCACACGGGCGAGCCCACGGACCUCACCCCGGAGCAGAUCCAGGCGGCGGAGAUACGCGAUCCGCCGCCCUCCAUGAUGCCGGGACACUUCAUGAAUCCCUUUGCGGCGGCCGCCUUCCACUUUGGCGCACUGCCAGGGGCACCCGGAGGCCCACCAGGAGCCCUGCAUGGAGCGCACAACGGCGCCCUCGGCUCGGAGUCGUCGCAGGGCGAUCUGGAGGACAACAUGGACUGCGGGGAGGACUACGACGAUGAUGUGUCCUCGGAGCAUCUGUCCAACAGCCACCUGGAGCAGGAGGGCGGCGGGUCGGAGCGUCCCCGCUCCGGGGAUGACUUCAAGUCGCUGCUGUUCGAGCAGAAGCUGCGCAUCGAUGCCACGGGCGUGGUGAACACCCAUCCCCAUCCCCAUGCCCACCCGCCCGCGCGGCCACGCUCCUCCGCCUCCAGCAAUGGCAACUCCGGGGGCUCCGCCUCGGCGCCCACCAGCCCCACCUCCCACCAGUCGCAUCUGGCCGCCAAGCCGAGCUCCUCGUCCACGCGCGCCAGCAGCCCCGCUCGAUCGGAGGCGUCGCAGGGCGCCCUGGAUCUGACGCCACGCGCGGCGCCACAGCCACCGCCGACGGCGGCAGCUUCGGCCUCCUCCUCCAGCUCCCGCUCGCCGCUGCUGCCCAAGGAGAAGCCCAUCAGUCCGCCGCAGUCGGCACGGAGUCCGCCCAACGGCCCUCCGCAGCCGCCUCCGCCCCCAUCGAUGCUCUCCUGCUCGCCGCUGCCCCCCUCGGUGGCCAUUGACUGCCUGCCCCCGGGACUGCAGCACCACCUGCAGCAGCAGCACCAGCACCUCAUGCAGCAGCAGGCGGCAGUGGCAGCAGCAGCCGCCGCACAGCAUCACCACCAUCAGAUGCAGCAGCACGCGGCAGCGCUGCACCAGCACCAGGAGCAGCUGCGACGCGAGGCGCAGGAGGCGCAGCAGAAGGCAGCGGCAGCGGCAGCGGCUGCAGCGGCGGCACAGCGCCAGAGCUCCCCACAGCCCCCGUCCCGCUCCAGCGAGGUGCCCGCGGGUCCGCCCAAUCCGCUGAUGGGCGCCCGUCCGCCCUUCGGCAUGUUCCCCAACCUACCGCUCUUCCCGCCCUCCACGACGCAGAACAUGUGCAACGCGAUGAAUCAGAUAGCCCAGUCCGUGAUGCCGGCGGCGCCCUUCAAUCCGCUGGCCCUGAGCGGCGUGCGGGGCAGCACCACCUGCGGCAUCUGCUACAAGACAUUCCCCUGCCACUCGGCGCUGGAGAUUCACUACCGCAGCCACACCAAGGAGCGGCCCUUCAAGUGCAACAUCUGCGAUCGCGGCUUCACCACAAAGGGCAAUCUGAAGCAGCACAUGCUGACACACAAGAUCCGGGACAUGGAGCAGGAGACCUUCCGAAAUCGUGCAGUAAAAUGAGUGAAUGGAGCUCUGAUCGCGAAUAAAUAGAACCUCAAUCAGCUAUCAAGCACGAUCAGCAUGGAUGAGCGAUCUCCCUGCCGAUAUCUGGAUCACUUUCCUCCCAGAAGGCUGGACUGGCUGAUUCAGUCAAGAUGCAAUCGAUUCUCGCAACCAAAAUGAUCUCAAGGUUUACAGAAGGAGCGAGUGAGAGAGGGAGAGGGAGAGGGAGAGGGGCACGCUGGUCGAUGAUCAGUUUUGUGUACACAAAGAAAGAAAAUCGUUUAUAUUUAUAAAUUGUUGGCCACAAAAAUAUUAUUUGAUUGUUGGUUCCCCCAAAGAGAAAAGCGAAUGCCAAUCGAUUCCUGAAGCACACGCAAAAUUUCAUAAACAAUUUUUUAUGAGCUGGCUAGAGGGAGUGCUCCCGCACAGACAAAAAUACACCUAAAAUAACCAUACUAAAAAGGCGAUCAUGAAACGUAUCCAAAGAUGCAUCAAAAGCAAUUUGUGUUCCAGCUAAGACCUGGGCCAUGGAACCCAACAAAACUGCUUGCUAGAGAAGAGACUGAUAGCGUUUCAUGUUCCGACAAAAAAGGAAAAACUAAAUAAAAAAUAAACUAAAAACGGAGGCAGAUGGAUGGAUACUCCGCCUGGGUAUCUGUAUCUGCAGCAGCUGAAGAGUCGAAGGCGUAGUAAAAUCAAAAUUCGAAUUUAAAGAGCAUCAACUUAAUGCUAAAAUAUAAAUAUAAAUAUAAAUAUAAAGGGGUACCUAAGCGAUUCAAGCAAGACAGGCAGACAUAUAUGAUAUAUUGGAGUAAUGAUAACCGAAUUCCCCCUCACGAAAACACAAACAAACCAGCAAACAAUCGCCCGGACACACGUUGGUAUGUGUGUUAAUAAUCCAUUUGGAAUGUGCAAUAAUAUGACACGCUAUAAAUUGUAGAUGCUUUUGUUUCCUACUACUCGUAAAUUAGUUUUUAUUCUUUCCACCUCGUGUACAUAGCCACCAUAAAUAUAUACGCUAUAAAUACUAUAUGCUAAUCAUAUUUCGAAAUCCAAAAUGCUUUGCUCUCGAGAAAUGGAUUUAGGUAUGAAAACAAAAUGGGAAAAUCGAAAAAAAAACACAAAACAAAAACUAAGAUUUAUAUAUGAGAAAUUGUGAUAUUAAAUGUAACAAAAAAAUGUGUAAAAAAUAUUAUUGAUUGCUUUCCAUAUCACAGAUGAACAGAGAACCCACAAAAGAUAUAUCUAAUAACAUUCGUAGUUAAUUUAGUCGUUAGACGAGACACAAACAAAAACCCAAACUCUAAUUUCACUUCACAGGAAGGCAGGCAGGAAGCGCCCCCUAGUUAUAAGUAUGUUUAUGUGGAUGACAUCUAACUUAUAGUCUCUAUAAGCAUAGUCUCA